AAGACUCUCUAUACGCAGUCUGUGGGCUUAGUCGUCGCCGAAAACGACGAAAACAACGGGCUUGUGUAUGGAAGUGCUUUUGACCGAUUGCGCCGCAUUUAAUAAAAUCAUUGUGGGGAAUGAAUGUGAACAAAACAUUUAUGCCUAAUUAAUUAAAGCGCCAAAAAGUUUAUAGUUUUGAGUUACAUACAUUGGCAGAAUGGCUACUUUAGAACAACAAGCUUCUAAGCUCUUGGAUUUUAAUCAAAAGUUAGAUAUAAACCUACUUGAUAACAUAGUAGGAUGUUUAUAUUCUACAGUUGGUGAUCAGCAGCGUGUUGCUCAAGACAUUCUGACUGCAUUAAAAGAACAUCCUGAUGCUUGGACUCGUGUAGAUACCAUAUUAGAGUUCUCUCAAAACCAGGAAACUAAAUACUAUGCCUUACAAAUAUUGGAAAAAGUUAUACAAACGAAAUGGAAAAUAUUACCAAGAAACCAAUGUGAAGGUAUUAAAAAGUAUAUUGUGGGCCUUAUUAUAAAAAAUUCAUCUGAUCCAGUCAUUAUGGAAAAUAAUAAAGUAUACUUAAAAAAGCUAAAUAUGAUUUUAAUUCAAGUAUUAAAAAGAGAGUGGCCACACAACUGGGAAACUUUUAUUAGUGACAUAGUUGGAGCAUCAAAAACGAAUGAGAGCCUUUGUCAAAACAACAUGGUCAUCCUAAAAUUGCUAAGUGAAGAAGUGUUUGUUUUUAGUACAGGGCAACUGACACAAACUAAAGCUAAACAUUUAAAGGAUACCAUGUGCUCUGAAUUCAGUCAAAUUUUUCAGUUAUGCCAGUUUGUUCUUGAGAACUCACAAAACGCCCCAUUGGUUGAUGCAACCUUACACACACUUUUAAGAUUUUUGAACUGGAUUCCAUUGGGAUACAUAUUUGAAAUGAAACUAAUUAGUACACUCAUUUUCAAAUUUUUAAAUGUACCUAUGUUCCGUAAUGUAACAUUAAGUUGUUUAACUGAAAUUGCUGGAGUUACUGUAAGUAACUAUGAAGAACAAUUUGUUGCAUUGCUUGUGCAAACUAUGGAACAGUUAGAGAUCAUGCUACCUCUUACUACUAAUAUACGAGAAGCCUAUGCUGCAGGACGAGAUCAAGAACAAGUGUUCAUUCAGAAUCUGGCUUUAUUUCUUUGUACUUAUUUAAAAGAACAUGGCCAGUUAAUUGAGAGACGGGGUCUAACCAACACCUUAAUGAAUGCAUUGCGUUAUUUAGUUUUGAUAUCAGAAGUUGAAGAAGUUGAAAUAUUUAAGAUCUGUUUAGAAUUUUGGAAUGCCCUGGCUGCUGAUUUAUAUAAAAUUGCUCCUUGUUCACACUCAGCUGGCCUUAGCUACAUUCAAGGUAAGAGUAUGGGAAGAAAAGUGUUGUAUGCAGAUGUACUAAGCAAUGUACGUUACAUUAUGAUUUCUAGAAUGGCAAAACCUGAAGAGGUACUUGUGGUAGAAAAUGAAAAUGGAGAAGUUGUGAGAGAGUUUAUGAAAGAUACUGAUUCAAUUAGUCUAUAUAAAAAUAUGAGAGAAACUUUAGUAUAUUUAACACACUUGGACUAUGCAGAUACAGAACGUAUAAUGACAGAUAAGCUGCAAAAUCAAGUUAAUGGAACUGAGUGGUCCUGGAAAAAUUUAAACACAUUGUGUUGGGCUAUAGGCUCUAUAUCUGGAGCUAUGAUGGAAGAGGAUGAGAAAAGAUUUCUUGUUAUUGUCAUUAAAGAUUUAUUGGGAUUGUGUGAACAAAAAAAAGGCAAGGACAACAAAGCAAUUAUUGCUAGCAACAUUAUGUAUGUUGUAGGACAGUACCCUCGCUUCCUACGAGCCCACUGGAAAUUUUUAAAAACUGUUGUCAAUAAAUUGUUUGAGUUCAUGCAUGAAACUCAUGAUGGUGUUCAAGAUAUGGCAUGUGAUACUUUUAUUAAAAUAGCAUUAAAAUGUCGACGCCAUUUCGUUACCAUUCAGGUAGGUGAAGCAUGUCCAUUUAUUGAAGAAAUUUUAAGUACAAUCAGUUCAAUUAUUUGUGAUUUGCAAACACUUCAAGUUCACACAUUUUAUGAAGCUGUUGGCUAUAUGAUAAGUGCACAAGUAGAUCAAGUUGCCCAAGAACAACUGAUUGAAAAGUACAUGUUGUUGCCAAAUCAGGUGUGGGAUGAUAUUAUAUCACAGGCUUCCCAUAAUGUGGACAUUCUUAAGGAUCCUGAAGCUGUGAAACAGCUUGUGAGCAUUCUAAAAACAAAUGUCAGUGCCUGUCGUGCAUUAGGACACCCCUAUGUGGUGCAACUUGGAAGAAUAUAUCUAGACAUGUUGAAUGUUUACAAAGUCAUGUCUGAAAAUAUCAGCCAAGCUAUUGCUCUCAAUAGUGUUGCUGUUACCAAACAACCAUUGAUCAAGAACAUGAGGAUAAUCAAAAAAGAAACUUUGAAGCUGAUAGCAAGUUGGGUGUCACGAUCAACUGAUAACAGUAUGGUUUUGGAAAACUUCAUACCUCCGCUUUUAGAUGCUGUCUUGCUUGAUUAUCAAAGAACAGCUGUCCCUGAUGCUCGAGAGCCUGAAGUGUUGUCCUGCAUGGCCGCUAUAGUGAACAAGCUUGGUGGUCAUAUAACAUCUGAAGUACCCAAAAUUUUUGAUGCAGUCUUUGAAUGCACCCUCGACAUGAUAAAUAAAGACUUUGAAGAAUAUCCUGAGCACAGAACUGAAUUUUUCCUGUUAUUGCAGGCUGUUAACACUUACUGUUUUAAAGCAUUCCUUAGUAUACCACCAGCACAGUUCAAGUUGGUGUUGGAUUCCAUUAUCUGGGCAUUUAAACAUACUAUGAGGAAUGUAGCAGAUACAGGUCUGCAGAUUAUGUACCGAUUAUUACAAAAUGUUGAGCAGCAUCCACAGGCUGCACAGAGUUUCUACCAGACCUAUUUGUGUGACAUUUUAGAGCAUGUGUUCAGUGUUGUUACUGAUUCUUCUCAUGGAGCAGGACUUACCAUGCAUGCCACUAUAUUAGCCCACAUAUUUUCACUAGUAGAAACGGGUCGUGUCACAACUGCUCUUGGAAAUGCAGAGAAUAAUGUAACUUAUAUUCAGGAAUAUGUGGCAAACCUUUUGAACGUAGCAUUCCCCCAUUUGACUGGAAAUCAAGUGAAAAUAACAGUACAGGGACUAUUUAACCUAGAUCAAGAUAUACCUGCCUUUAAGGACCAUCUAAGAGACUUUUUAGUUCAAAUAAGAGAAGUCACAGGUGAAGAUGACAGUGAUCUCUAUUUGGAGGAACGAAUGUUUGCACUCCGCCAGGCCCAAGAGGAAAAGCGAAGAGUUCAGCUUUCUGUGCCAGGCAUAAUAAACCCGCACGAGCUGCCCGAAGAGAUGCAGGAUUAAUCAAUACAAUCAGUAGUAUUGUGAUAGAUGAUAACAGUUCACGGUCAACUCACAGUUAGUGUUCUCCGUUGGUCUUAUGGUCUAUGUAAAUAAGCCAUUAUGUUGCGAUCCAUUAUGAUGGUUAGGGUAACAUAUGAAUUUAACUUUAUAAUAGUGAACUGUUAUCAUUUUUUACUGCAACACUUGUGCUUAGUUUAAUAACCUUGUUUUGUUAGUUUGUACAAAGGGUCGUCUGGUAAAAUGUUAGAUGAUGUAUGCAAGUGUUAAGGUUAAAUAUUAUGCAAACCUUUCCAGAUAAGGUGUAUUUUCCAAGCACAAGACAAUUAGAGUAUGGCCUUUUUUAAGUGUAAGAAUGAAACCAUGCAACUUUACAUUGCUAGCCAAUUAAUAAUUGCAAUAGACAUACUUUUUCCAAUAAUGGGCCUGAUUAUUAUACUACAGAAUUUUUUAAGGAUAAUCACAAAGGGCACUCUUUUAUUUUGGCCUUUCCAUAAUUUUCCUUUAUAUUUUUUUUUCCAUCUCAGCUUUUAUGUAAAUGACAAUGCCUACAGAUGGCACUAAAGUUAUUGAGGUAAAAUGCUGUUUUAUGCCUGUUUUCCUUUUAAAAUUUAAUUUUUAUGAAAUCUCUGUGAUCAGGAGUCAACCGAUAAAUAUUUUAUGUGCGCUCGGAAUCUAAGUAUUAUGUAGGUUCUAGGGAAACUUUGAAAUAAAUUGCUGUAAGUUUGUUUUGUUUAAUGUUGUUGCCUGUCAGAACUAACUUCUCAAUGGUUUGGGAAUCUUCAUCUCUGUAGGUUUCCAACUUCAUUUGGGCCUGAAUAAAUGUGGAGUCUUUCAGUUUUGUGUUUGAAAUAAACAAAUAAAUAUUA
Pieris rapae (cabbage white) is the source of this 4251-nucleotide messenger RNA. RefSeq names its product exportin-1 (gene emb). The record is from RefSeq and is a predicted model, not a curated record. The transcript is spliced from 4 exons. Gene Ontology annotation, molecular function: small GTPase binding; nuclear export signal receptor activity. Gene Ontology annotation, biological process: ribosomal large subunit export from nucleus; ribosomal small subunit export from nucleus; protein export from nucleus. Bases 200 to 3385 code for a protein of 1061 amino acids. Gene Ontology annotation, cellular component: cytoplasm; nucleus. Lineage: Eukaryota; Metazoa; Arthropoda; Insecta; Lepidoptera; Pieridae.